AUGCAAAUGACUUCAUAUUGGUUCGAUCGAACCGCUAAAGUCGAAGACAUUCAUACGGACGGACAGGCGAACGGACAGCCGAACGGACAGCCGAACGGACAGGCGAACGGACAGCCGAACGGACAGCCGAACGGACAGCCGAACGGACAGGCGAACGGACAGGCGAACGGACAGCCGAACGGACAGGCGAACGGACAGGCGAACGGACAGGCGAACGGACAGGCGAACGGACAGCCGAACGGGCAGCCGAACGGACAGCCAAACGGACAGCCGAACGGACAGGCGAACGGACAGCCAAACGGACAGCCAAACGGACAGCCGAACGGACAGGCGAACGGACAGCCGAACGGACAGCCAAACGGACAGGCGAACGGACAGGCGAACGGACAGCCGAACGGACAGACGAACGGACAGACGAACGGACAGCCGAACGGACAGCCGAACGGACAGCCGAACGGACAGCCGAACGGACAGCCGAACGGACAGGCGAACGGACAGCCGAACGGACAGGCGAACGGACAGGCGAACGGACAGCCGAACGGACAGGCGAACGGACAGCCGAACGGACAGCCGAACGGACAGCCGAACGGACAGCCGAACGGACAGCCGAACGGACAGCCGAACGGACAGGCGAACGGACAGCCGAACGGACAGCCGAACGGACAGCCGAACGGACAGCCGAACGGACAGCCGAACGGACAGCCGAACGGACAGCCGAACGGACAGCCGAACGGACAGCCGAACGGACAGCCGAACGGACAGGCGAACGGACAGACAUGGCUAUAUCGGCUCGGCUAG
This is a messenger RNA of Drosophila simulans, 798 nucleotides long. Its product is annotated as circumsporozoite protein-like. Bases 1 to 798 code for a protein of 265 amino acids. Lineage: Eukaryota; Metazoa; Arthropoda; Insecta; Diptera; Drosophilidae. The transcript is spliced from 2 exons. The record is from RefSeq and is a predicted model, not a curated record.